This is a messenger RNA of Python bivittatus (Burmese python), 351 nucleotides long. Lineage: Eukaryota; Metazoa; Chordata; Lepidosauria; Squamata; Pythonidae. The record is from RefSeq and is a predicted model, not a curated record.
AUGCCCACAUUUUCAGCCGCAUCCAUUGGAGUGCCAAUUCAAGUUCUGGACAGAGUACAGGGUUAUAUCAUGACUCAGACCAACUCUAUGGAGGAAGCUCACGUGAACUGCCAGAUGUCCAACAGCACACUUACAGAUGGGCAUGGGGCCUAAUUAGAGCAAGUAUACAUCCAGGGGGGCAAAAUACAGUUCCUCAUUGUGCCAGAUAUGCUGAAGAAUGUUCCCACAUUGAAGAGUACGAAGAACAAAAAUCAGGAUUCUGGGGCUGGAAGAGGCAAAUCAGCAAUUCUUCAAGCCCAGAUGGCUGCAAGAGGAAAGAGACAUGGGAUGGAGCUGGGCAAUAUUUUUUAG